Messenger RNA from Bipolaris sorokiniana ND90Pr, 2183 nucleotides. RefSeq lists its product as uncharacterized. Gene Ontology annotation, cellular component: fungal-type vacuole. The coding region runs from base 214 to 1851 and encodes 545 amino acids. The record is from RefSeq and is a predicted model, not a curated record. Gene Ontology annotation, molecular function: serine-type carboxypeptidase activity. Gene Ontology annotation, biological process: proteolysis. The transcript is spliced from 2 exons. NCBI's taxonomy places the organism in Eukaryota, Fungi, Ascomycota, Dothideomycetes, Pleosporales, Pleosporaceae.
UCCGUUGCCUGGACAAGCGGCUCCUCCGCACGAGCUAUCCCACACCCCAUCUCACCUCCUCCUUCUUAACCCUCCCUCACCCUCUCUCACUCCACAUUCCAUCCCCCUCUCCCCCAAUCCAUCAUCAGCUGCUUCUUCCGUCACUGGUAGAAGCUCUUCCUCUUCUUCAAUCACAUAUAGCUACGGCUCUGGAAGCUUAGCACACCCGCCACCAUGAAGGUAGCCACCUCAGCGCUGCUCGUUGGAGCGGCCGCUGCUGUUGCGCCCCAGCAGCAGCAGGUCCUCAAGUUCCCUAGCUCCUUCAGCGAGCUCAAGGAGUCUUCGUGGGCCAAGGGCAUGCACAACCUCGAGGAUAGUCUCAAGUCGCUCACUGGCGAGGCGCGCGCCAUCUGGGACGAGGUCGCCAUGAUGUUCCCUGAGAGCUUCGAGAAGGCCGCCUUCUUCUCCCAGCCCAAGCCGCAUACCCGCAAGCCCGACAGCGAGUGGGACCACAUCAUCAAGGGCGCCGACAUCCAGAGCGUCUGGGUUGAGAAUAAGAACGGCGAGAAGGAGCGCGAGAUCGACGGCAAGCUCGAGCAGUACAGCUUGAGGGCCAAGAAGGUCGACCCCAGCGUUCUCGGCGUCGACAAGGUCAAGCAGUACUCUGGCUACCUCGACGAUGAGGAGGAGGACAAGCACCUGUUCUACUGGUUCUUUGAGUCGCGCAAUGACCCCAAGAACGACCCCGUUGUCCUCUGGCUCAACGGCGGACCCGGCUGCUCCUCGCUGACCGGUCUGUUCAUGGAGCUCGGUCCCGCGUCCAUCACCAAGGACCAGAAGAUCAAGAACAACCCAUACUCGUGGAACAGCAAUGCUUCCGUCAUCUUCCUUGACCAGCCCGUCAACGUCGGAUACUCAUACUCGAGCGGCUCAGUUAGCAACACUGUUGCUGCUGGCAAGGACAUCUACGCCCUACUCACCCUCUUCUUCAAGCAGUUCCCCGAGUACUCGCACCAGAGCUUCCACAUCUCUGGCGAGUCUUAUGCUGGUCACUACAUCCCUGUCUUUGCCUCCGAGAUCCUUUCCCACAAGAAGCGCAACAUCAACCUUCAGUCCGUUCUCAUCGGUAACGGUCUGACUGAUGGUCUUACUCAGUACGAGUACUACCGUCCCAUGGCCUGCGGUGAGGGUGGCUGGCCUGCCGUUCUUGACGAGUCUCAGUGCCAGGCUAUGGACAACGCCUACCCCCGCUGCGCCAGCCUCAUUGAGAACUGCUACAACUCUGAGUCUGUCUGGUCCUGUGUUCCCGCUUCCAUCUACUGCAACAACGCCAUGAUUGGUCCUUACCAGCGCACUGGCCAGAACGUCUACGACAUCCGCAAGCCAUGCGGCAGCAACUCGCUCUGCUACGACGAGCUUGAGUGGAUUCAGGGCUACCUCAACAAGAAGGAGGUCAUGAAGGCUGUCGGUGCCGAGGUCUCCGGCUACGAGUCUUGCAACUUCGACAUUAACCGCAACUUCUUGCUCCAGGGUGACUGGAUGAAGCCCUUCCACCGCGUUGUCCCUAGUAUCCUCGCCGAGAUCCCUGUCCUUAUCUACGCCGGUGAUGCUGAUUACAUCUGCAACUGGCUCGGUAACAAGGCCUGGACUGAGGCUCUUGAGUGGCCCGGUGCUAAGGACUACAACAAGGCCGAGAUGAAGGACUUCAAGAUUGACGGUGACGGCAAGACUGUUGGACAGGUCAAGUCCAGCGGUAACUUCACCUUCUUAAAGCUUCACGCUGGUGGCCACAUGGUCCCCUACGACCAGCCCGAGGCUUCUCUCGAGAUGCUCAACAGGUGGUUGGGCGGUGAGUUCUGGAAGUCAUCCUAGGUGCUUCCACACGAAACAGUAUUAGGAUGAAAUUGUUAUGAUUGGAUGUAGAUAUAUGGCGAGCGGAAUAGUUCCCAAUUCGCUUGUCGUUGUAUUAUACGAAUUCGCAUUUCGUAGUCAUGUCCUUAAUGGAUGAAAGAAAUAAUCCAAUUAUGUGCUACUUUAAUCCCAAGUUUCCGCCUUACAGCUAAGUCCAUAUAACACCCAGCAAUGGAAAUAUGCUGCCCUAUGGUCCAUCGCUACUACCAGCACAACGUAAUGCACAGACCUUGGUCGCAAACAAUCCCAACUCCACUACUACACACUUCGCAUACCAUCAUCUCUACUCUAUC